UUGUGUGUGCCCGACUGGUAUCCCAGUCAUUGUUAAGCUAUAACUGUGUUGACAACCCCUUCCCUCAUGUCACAUUACAGAAAGGAGGCGUUCGCCCUCCAGAUGAUGUCUGCCCUUUCAGAUCCGAAAGAUGAUGAUCAGUGUAAUGAAGACGAUGAGGACUUGCCCCCUGAGGUGAAGCUGGAGCGCGAGAGGGAGCGGCGAGUCGCUAACAACGCCCGCGAGCGCCUCAGAGUACGAGACAUCAAUGAGGCGUUUAAGGAGCUCGGGAGAAUGUGCCAGCUGCACCUCAGCCACGACAAACCUCAGACCAAACUCCUCAUCCUGCACCAAGCUGUCAACGUCAUCCUCAAUUUAGAACAGCAAGUCAGAGAGCGCAACCUUAACCCUAAGGCAGCAUGUUUAAAGCGCAGAGAAGAGGAGAAGGUAUCUGGUGUUGUGGGCGAAUCUCAAAUGCAGCUCUCAGGAGGUCAUCCGAGCAUGCCAGGCGAUGGCCACAACUCGGUCGGUCACAUGUAACACAAGAUCUGACGGUGUUUUCUAGCCUGUUGGAGGAUGUGGCCUUAACAGUUUGCUUCCACCCAUUAUUCUGUGUGUAAAUGUGGACAUGUAUGUGUAUUGUCCAUUCAAGUCCCAAGAUACUCAUUUACACGCACACAUGCAUACUGCCAAACUGACUUAGCACGUUCAGCGCACUCCCAACCACAACUACAAACUCAAAUGUGAAGAACUUUUUUAGUUUUGCUUUGUUUUAUACAUGUAAAGCGUUUUGGUUUUCAUAUUUGGUUUCCACAAAUGGAGGGAACCCCAGAGUACUUUUGUCCUGCCACAGAUUGGGACUACACACUGCCAAGAGGUACUCUGACCAGAGAGAGACCUGAACACAAAUUUAAUCAAGGAUUUGUGCCUAUUUGUUACAUGUUUUCUAUUUGACAUUUAAGCAAAUUGCUUUACAUGCGAGGAACAUUUAUUGUGAGGGAUUGCUUAUAUGUAUGAGCAAUUAUUUUUAAUGUAUGUCAUUCCCAGUGUGAUGGUACAGUCUUACAUAUGUUAUGUAACCAAGCCCAUUGUUUAUUGUCCUAUUCAGUUACUUUUCAUAAUCUUGUCUACAGAAGAUUGGGAAACAUGUUAAAAGGGUCAGAAGGGAAAAGGACAAUGUUUUGAUUGUGCUAUUAGACAGACACCCUAGCCCAGAGAGUCAGAGAUUGAUCCCCAGUGUUUUUACAGAUGUCUGGAGACCACAGACUAAAGAGGAUAAAUUAUUCAUAUGGUAGAAUAAGUCGAUAACAAACUGUUUUUCCUUUCCACUGACCACAAAGUAUUACAUCUGUAAUCUUUAUAUUAGGGUCAUUUUUGUAUCGUACUUGACUGCAUACAAGAGUAGUUUAGGGGAAAGGGUUGAAUUAAACAGCGUAUUUCAGUCCUUUUGCCCCUGGAAAAAUCCAAUGGAAUUGAAUUGGGACUGAUUUCCAGGUAACUUUUACAUCAGAUGCUGCUGUUUCCCCUGAAUCAAAUAUAUUUUUGAGAAAUUCUAAAUUAUUUGGUUUUAAGAUCUACAUCAGUUAGUUUAGCCUUUGUGCGACAUUGGCUUACAUUAACAAAAUGAGCAUUCCCAGAAAAAGGCUCGACUUCUUAUGAAGUUUGUCCACACUUUGGUGUGAAAUGUAAAUUCACUUACGCUAACAUUACUCAGUUAUGUUUCUUUGUCAGAUUUAAAUAUAUAUAAAUAUAUAUUUUUUGUUAGUCUAUACAUUGUAGAUUUUUUACAUAAAUGGCAAUAUUAGUUUGAACUUUAGUGUAUUGUAGAUGAGCUGAAAAAGGGGAUAUUUCACAUUUUAAUGAAAUUGUAAAAAAACAUUUGAACGUGGGUGGCAGUGGAAAAAAGUAAACAGUGAUAAAUGGAAAUGUAUUGAGUAUAGUGUAUCCUUUAUUCCUGUUUAAUUUUAAAAGGCCUAUGAGCAGUGUCCAUGUCCCACUGUGGGGUGUGUGCACAGUGAAACACCAAGGCAAAUGCAGAAAGGGAUUUUUCUCAAACAUUAUGCAACUGGUUCUUGAAUGUAGCUACCAUAAAUAUUAAUCGCCUUGAAUUUUUUUGUUUGUUGUCUCCUUGGCGUUUUUGUCCAUCUUUUCCUAAUCUCUGCCCUGACCAAGUGGCUUAUAGUGGGGCAGGAUCCUGCACACUUAAGGAGGUGGAUGCUGACAUUUGGUUGCAAGGUAAAAUUAUAAUAUGAGAACAAAACAGUAUUAUUGUAAUGUUAUUCCCAUUUUGUCAUGUUGUAAAUGAUUUUACCAACAUGUAAUCACAAAUGGGAGUAUUUUGUGUUUAAUUUCUACAAAAGAGAUGAAGACCUAUACAAAUCAAUAGUGUGGCCUUUUCAUUCUCAAGACUUAAGAUGUCAUGAUGGGAGAGUGAUACCUUAUCAGUGCCUGAAAUUGUAUUUUCAUUGAAAACAAGUUUAUUUUGUGAACCAUAUCAUUUCAUUUAUCUUGGAGAUUAAAAGGUACUUGUUCAUUCCCAACUUGACUUUCUCCUAAUGCUUUUUCAGUUUCCAGGAAGGUUGAAAUCUUUAAAUGAGAUUUUCUUUCUGUGUAUCUAGUAAAUAAAUGUUAUGUAGAGCUUG
Boleophthalmus pectinirostris (great blue-spotted mudskipper) is the source of this 2621-nucleotide messenger RNA. RefSeq names its product transcription factor 4-like. Gene Ontology annotation, molecular function: protein dimerization activity; DNA-binding transcription factor activity, RNA polymerase II-specific; RNA polymerase II cis-regulatory region sequence-specific DNA binding. The coding region runs from base 67 to 519 and encodes 150 amino acids. Gene Ontology annotation, cellular component: transcription regulator complex. NCBI's taxonomy places the organism in Eukaryota, Metazoa, Chordata, Actinopteri, Gobiiformes, Gobiidae. The record is from RefSeq and is a predicted model, not a curated record. Gene Ontology annotation, biological process: regulation of transcription by RNA polymerase II. The transcript has 4 exons.